AUAUGUUUAAUUUAAUUAAUAAAAAAGUGUUUGUUAGUGGGGUUGUGGGGCGGCGGGCGAGGGUUGUGGGCCGUGGCGACUGGCGAGCCAUGUGACUCGGUACUACGCAGCGACCUUCGUGGCCGCGUGCUCUAGUAUAAUCUGGUCGGGUGCGACAGCGGCGUUGGGCCGGCGGCCACGGCAUAACCACCCUUCACCACGAAUACCGGCAUCAUGAAACCUCGCGACGACUAUAGAAACGGCGAUGGUGGAGCAACUUCUUCAGCGUCAAGGUCAGACGACAGCGAUGGGGAAGAGACAAGCGCACUGGAGCAAGAGUUACAGCUGGACGAUCCAGAGGCUCCAGCGAGAACCCUCGCUUCUCUAAACGCGCUGCGAAAAGCUCGGCAGCAUUACGAUGUGCUACUGGCGGCGGCAGGCGAGGAGGUGGCGGCCCACCGCGCCAUUUUGGCUGCCGUCUCCCCCUGCCUGCUCGCUAUGCUGGGCGAGCCGCCCGCCACGGCCGCGCCCGUAACGUUACGUAUGCCCGGCGUGGACGCGGACGCGUUACGCGAGCUGGUCGAAUACGCUUACACGGGGAAGCUACGCGUGCGUGACACGGCUGCCGCCCGGCGCGUGUACUGUGCGGCGACCAAGCUGCGCGUGGAGCCGGUGCGGGCUCAUCUCGCUGAACGGCUGUUGCGGCACGUGACGCCAAGCGACUGCCUUGCGCUGCGAGGCCUGCCCGAUCUCGCUCUACAAUAUCGUACACAACUCGACGCGUACAUUGCUGAGAACUUCGACGAGAUAUGCUCAAGCGGCGCGCUGGCGGCGUUACCGCUGAUCCGCAUAGAGCUGCUGCGCGAGACGAGCGCUGAGGGCGGGGAAGAGGCGCCCGCUGCGGUGGCCGACGCAGCCCUCGCCUGGUUGCGCGACCAUCAUGCUGCCAACUUCGACUUGGACGAGCUGUGCUCGCGCACACACUUGCUGUUCGUGGACGGGUCGGGCGCGCUGCGCGACUGCGGCGAGCUGCCGGCGGCGAGCGGCGACGCGCCCGAGCUGCAGGAGUACCGGCGCGAGAGGGAGCGCGAGCGGACCACGCGCCGGCGGGACCGGUUUAACGCCACGCCUUUCCCGGAAGACGACCGCGUACCAGCACAGCCUCAGUCACAGAGCGGCGGGCAGACGGAGUGCUCAGUGAUCGCGGCGCGCGCAGGCGCGUGCGGCGUGACGCGCGCCGUGGUGGCGCUGCGCGGGCGGUUGGCGGCGGCGCGCGUGGCGUGGCGCGCGGGCGGGGCGGACGGGCCGCGCGGGGGGAGGUUAGCGGCGGAGGGUGCGGGUCGGGCGCGCGCGCACAUGUCCGUAGGCCGCUGCGCCGUGGGCGCGGCCGCGGUGGGCUCGCGGCUGCUCGUGUGCGGCGGCUACGACCGCGUCAGGGUGCUGCGCGCGGCGGAGGCCUACGACCCGCGCACCAACGAGUGGACGCCCUUGCCGGACAUGAAGCGAGCCCGAGCGAGGUUCCCCGCUGCUCGCCUCGGUAACGCCCUCUACGUGUUCGGCGGCUCCGACGGCCAGACCGAGCUGGACUCCGUUGAUGUCUACGAGGAGAAAGAGGGAGGCGGAGGAGCGUGGCGCGCACGCGCCAAAAUGCCGCUGGCGCGCUCUUACGCGGCCGCGGCGGCGGACGAUGCGCGCGGCGCGCUGUACGUGGUGGGAGGCUGGGCCGGCGGCCGCAGUCUGCGCGCCGUGCACCGCUACGUGCCAGAUAGCGACACGUGGAGCGAGGCGCCCGCGCUGAACACGGGGCGCUCGCAGUGCGCGGGCGUGGUGUGGGAGGACGCGCUGUGGGUGUUCGGUGGCUGCGACAACUGGAACUGCAUCGCUUCCACGGAGACGCUCUCUCUCAAGGACGAAGGGGCUGUUUGGGUCGAAGGUCCGCCACUGGGAACGGCGCGGCGCUCAGUGGGCGCGGCGGUGUGGCGCGCGCACGCGGUGGUAGCGGGCGGGUCCGCGGGCGCGGCGUCCUUGCGGGACACGGCCUUCCUGUCCCGCGGCGAUGCUGCCUGGAAAUCGGGACCCAUGCUGCGGCGCCCGCGCGCCGCGCCCGCACUCGUCGCGCUCGACGAUGUUCUCUACGCCGUAGGGGGAUUCUCUGGCAAGGAGUUCCUGGCGUGCGUCGAGUGCCUGUACGAGCCGGACGGCCAGUGGACGACGCUCUGCUCGCCGCCGGGCCCGGCCUCGCUUGUCAGCACGCUUGAUGAUCUGUCUCUACACUCACAGAAGCAGGAGAUCGCGCCGCAGGAGAACGGCGUGAGCGCGCAGUGACGCCUCCGCCACGCACAUUCCAAGCGCCGCGCGCGCAUUUUAUCCCCUGUUAACAGCAUUUAUCUCAGAGUAACGAUUAUGUAAUUGAGCAUCCAUAUUAUUUACUUUUCUUUAAUCACUGCCCGAUGUCAUGAAUGGAGGAAGUUCUUCUUUCGGCUGUAUAUUAUUUGUAUGUUCGGGUCCAAAACUUCAACUCCAUACACAUUUUUGUUCAAAAAGAUGCUUGAGAAUUUGUUCUGUUAUAAGUAGAAACGUGCAUUUUUUUUAAAGCAAUACUCAUGAAAACUGGAUUUUGUUUUCCGAAUGUCAUUUUCAUCAUUUCUGACUUGUAAUUGUAAAAAUUGUAUGCGUAUUUUUCCUUCAACUAUGGUAAAUUAAGGUACACAGACGCAUGACUAUGUCAAAUUAGCCAUUAGCAAAGAAACAGACUGAACAGUUUUAUAUACACACCUACUUUUAUAUGUAAUUGUUUCAGUACUGAAUUCAGGCAUUCCAAUAAAGUUAUACUCUUUAUCUCUUAGUUAAGCUCGUUAUCUCAUUGUUACUCUGAGGCAUUUACAAAAUAAAGAUUUUAUAUAGUAGGAACUGUUAGCGUAUUGUUUCCGAUGCCAUAUUUCGGAACGUUUGUUUAAGGGCCAUCGCAGACACGUUGCUUUUAACAUCAGCGAAUUUGGUGCAUCGAUGUUGCAUCGAUGCACGACGUUUUGACGACUUAUCAUGGAAAUUGAAAAAUCGACUUGAUCGCUGCAACUGGAGCUUGUAUGGAAGUAGAGCGUUCGAACGCGGAAGCAUUGAGCUUCUCAAAAACGCAACUAAAUUGUUGAUCGCAGUUGCUAAAGGCAUCGUUUCUGCUAUGGCCCUUAAAUCCACUUGCACCAACCCGUUAAAUGUAUGUAAGUUAAAUUUUCUAUAUCUGUCUUUUUCUUGCCACCCUGGAAUGAACUUCUAAAAAAGUAACAGCAUGACAAAAAAUUAACUAAAUCAAAUGGAGCAGUUUGGUGCAAGUAGGGCUUAGUAUUUUAACCUUGAGUAUUAUAUUUAAUGUUUAGAUGAAAUUAGGAAUUUAAAAAAAAAUGUAUAUAAUAUGUCGCAGCGAAAUGGUAUAAGCCUAGUUAGCCAAAUUCCUUAGUGAUAUGACUAACGCCCGGGAGAUGUUAAAACGACUGCGGCCGGGCACAUGAAUAUUUAUGUUCUGAUCUAAUUUAACCUUACUUUAGAUUUUGAUACUCAGAUUUCGUUCUGAACCAUUUCCGAUGUAAUCGUAAAAUCCCAGAGGAAGAAGAAGAGCGCCAAAAUCUACAGUUUGGGUAGGUUAGAUUAGAACAUAAAUAGUCAUGUGUGUACUUAGGUUCUAUUGGGUAAUAUUAUCAGAUGCUCCGUAUUUUAUAAUACCACUAGAUUUGUUUAUUGAAAUAGUCUAAUUAGUUGUCGUUUUAUCAUCUCCCGGGCGUUAGCCAAAUCUCUAAGGAAGUUGGCUAACUCCCGGCUUAUGCCAUAUCGCUGCGACAUAUUAUAUUAAGCACCACAGUUCAUGACCAACGCAUUAAGAAUUUUUAUGAAAUCUGUUUCGUUCGGUGCGCCCAAGUUUACUGAUCACCUUUAUUUGAGACAUGGGAACGCAGUUUUACAUUGGAUUGAAACGACUUAUAAAAAUCCUCUAUUUGCCAUCAAAUUGGUAAAAUCAGUGCAUUUGUGAACUUAUACAUAUAUCGUGGUAUAUAAUGUAUUUUUUAAUCAGCCCCGUGCGUUAUCUAAUCUACCUCAAAAUUUUUUGUGUGGUGUUUCCGAAACUAAUAUUAGGAAUCGGAAGAUAUCCAAUUCGGCCCAUAGAAAUUAAAGUUCGUAAAAACGCGGCUGCGAAUUGAUGCCUUUACACGCAUUUUUAUAAAAUCUUAUUUAUAAUUGCCAGGAAUCGUUGUGUAUUUAUGUAUGAUGUAUUGUAUAUUAUGUCCUUAUGUUUUUUAAUCCAUUUUAAAGUCCGUGAAACACAACACCGCCUUGAUAAUUCAAGGCGGCGGAUAAUUCAAUAAUUCGCCUAGCGAUAAAAAAAAACGAUUUUUAAGUGUGAGUUCCAUUACAGAACAAAAUCGGUUUGUAAGCAAAGUAUUUAGCUUGCAAACCGUUCUUUUCAAAUAGCAAUUGACAGUUUGAGGUCAUUGACGUACCUUUACUUACUAUGAUCGCAUCAUAUAUCGUGAAACUUUACUUCUCCAUAAUAUAGAUUUAAGAUAAUUAAGCAAAUCGAAUUUAGCACAUUGUAAUGAACUAAACUUAAAGCAUGCAUUCCAUACUAACACUCAUUUGACGAGAUGUAGGCUUUCUUUACCCAGAGUAACAUAAAGCGACAUUGCGGCAUGCCACAGGGCCGCAAACGUACAUACCUACCAUAAUUUAAAAUGUACCAAGAAUCAUCAAUCUAUUUAAAGCUGGAUUAAAUAGAUUGCCGCGUGCAUAGAGCUACAAUAAUAAUGUUUUCAUUAGUGGCAUGUCCCAUUGUCGCUUAUUGUUUCUCCAGCGUAAAACAGCCCGGCUUCGUUUUAAUCGAUAUAUGAUAUCGAUAUGAGAUAUUUUCUUAAUCCGCCACCGGUGAAAUUAAUCAAGAUUUUUCGUUUAUUGUUUAAAUACAAUGGUGCUUAUUCGGUUGUACACCAUCUCCAAACAAAAUGACAGGUUUCAAUCCCUUACAUAAUGUUCGCUGCGGUAAACCGUAGCACUUCAUUUAAACUAGUUAAUAGAUCGUGUACAACUGAAUUAUGUACCACCAAUGGCUAAGAGUUCGAUUCAGGCUGAACGCAGCAAAAUAAAAAUGCAAUAAAUAAAAUGAAAUGUAUAAUUUGAAGAAUAACGUUCAUAGUUGCAUGCGAGAUACAUAAUAUUAGGAGAGGCUGCUCGCGCAUUCCGAGGAACGCUUUCGGCUUUGCUCACACAUCGCAAUCUGUGACGCGGCAAUGUCGCUACGAACUCAUUUCUAGCAAUAAGCGAAAAUUCCAGCGCACUUUCGCUGCAGGACUGAUACGGCCGGCCACUUCGGCAUGCGCGCGCAUCCGUUUCACUGCGCUUCCAUCCACGCUGCGGUAUUACACAAUGUCGCUACAGACUCAUUUCUUGGAAUGGGCGAAUGUUCCAGCGCACUUUGGUGCAGGACGGAUGCGGCUGAUCGCUUCGGUUCGCGCAUACAUCUGUUCAACUGCACUUCUAUCACUACUUCUGCGGUUUGCCCUGCUGCGUUUAGUCUGAAUCGUUCUUUAUCAUUAUCAAUUAGGGUGAUGUCCAAGUUUAUAUUGGUAUGGAUUUAUUAAGUAUACCACUGGCGGUCGUUCUUUGUAUGUAUAUUGGUCUGAUGUAUAUUUAACAGAUACUAAAUUACAGCUGUUGCUCUUGAUGUAAUUCAUGGGAAUUCUGCAUUUUUAUACCUUGUAUUUAAAAAAUCUAAAUAAAUAUUUUCGCCCAAGCUGCGAAUUUCGGUACGAUAUGUUUUGAAUCGAGACAGUGUUAGAUUUUGCAGGUCUCGGUUAUUUAAUCAACUUUAAUCUCAUAUAAUAAGUACCCUGACAGUAAGUUUUCAUGUUAAAAACAUGCCUUUACUAUGUUAAUCGACCAUUUGUAAGUGCAUAAACAGUGCAUUGAAAAGUUUCACUACAGCCUGUUUAUACCUAGGUGUACGUACGUAAUACAUAAUUUAAACAAAAUUGUAACCCAUAAUAUCACCUUUGCAUCUGGGAUUAAUUAAGUACUAGAUAUUACAUUUAUAUUUAAAGCUUUGUUUAUGUCACGUAUUGUACAUAAUUACGUAUACAAAAAUCUAUGUAAAAAUGUAUCAAUUUCAAUUUUAUUAUCCAAUGAUGUGUUUCGUUUUAUAGUUUCGUGUUUUAAUUGAAUGUUUAUAUUGUGAAAUGCAAAAUAAUAUGUAUAUAAGUAAUAAUAUGUUUUUACUGUUCAAAAGACUUCAGAUUUUCUACUUUUGUCUAUGAAAUAAAAGCGAGCGAACUAUUUUUACGUUGUAAUGUAUAGCCUGUGAUAGCCAGUCUCAAAUUCAAUAUUACUUUGUGAUUCCAGAUUUUUUAAAUGAGUAGAAAAUCUGUGGCUUAAAAAAUCCAGAUUAUUAUUAAUCGAGUGGUGCGAAGUGAAGAAGUCUUGUCGCGCUUAAAUUCUCUUUAGUUAGUAAAAGACACUAUUUUUAGUAUCGGCUAUCGAUUUCAGCCUUUUUUGAUUUGCAAUUUUCCUAUAUUUUAUUGGCAUCUUUCAUUGUAACUAGAACAUUUAUAUCCUUGAGAUUUGUCUAACUUAUUUCAAGUAUAUAUCUAUAGUUUUCGAGGACAGAUGAAUACUAAUAUUUGAGCAUAAUAUAAAUUCACAAGCAAUGAAGUAUUUUCAAUCAAUUUGUAAUGACUCGAAGUCCGCGUACGUUGUGAACUCACUUGUAAGGCAAACUUUUGAUACAGGCUAAAUUAGGUGGUUUUUGGAUAUCUCUUAUAAUGAGAUAAUUAAUUCGCCUUCGCAUUCUUUGACCACAGAAAUCAUAAUAAGUAUAGAAGUGUUAAUGAAGCGUGAGAUUGUCGCGCGCCGAUAGGCCCAUUAUUGCGUCGAUGUAAAAGUAGACUUAUUUUCAUAUACUUUUGUAAGAAUGUGUUGCCCAAAAUCGGCCACAAGCAGUCACUCAUUUCUAUUACCUUAUUUGGAGUUCUGUGGUUUCCACCUUGUAUAGCGAUUUGUCAUUCGUCAAUAGAUAGUAAUUAUUGUUGAAAAAUACGAAAACAUUAGACGGAUUUUAUUGAUAGUUUGACCUUACCUAAAAUAUAAGUUUAAGUAUCAAUAUUUGGCUGUCGGGAAUAGAUAAAUUAUGUAAAUAUUAUGAAUUUUGCAACUUAUUACAAAGUUGAAUAUUGUUGAGUAAUUAAAUAAAUUUUCUUAUUAGUUUUCCUGGAAGUGCUGUUAUCCGACUUAUCCCAAGAUAGUUGUGCCUAUGUGAAAUUAGAUAAUAUUGUGAUCACAGAACCACAAAAAAGGCACAUUAAUUGCUUCCACCUGGUUAAGCUUUCUAUUGUAACCUUUACUGGUUUAGCAUAAUAAUUAUGUAACUAUGACACCAUUAGCUCCUAUUUUGCGAUAAAUUUAAAAAAAAUGUUUAUAUGCGAAACAUGCCAA
Molecule: messenger RNA, 7449 nt
Organism: Maniola jurtina (meadow brown)
Lineage: Eukaryota; Metazoa; Arthropoda; Insecta; Lepidoptera; Nymphalidae
Product: kelch-like protein 3
Exons: 12
Coding region: 214-2304 (696 amino acids)
Molecular function (GO): protein binding
Source: RefSeq, a predicted model, not a curated record